Messenger RNA from Pseudocercospora fijiensis CIRAD86, 2280 nucleotides. RefSeq lists its product as uncharacterized. Lineage: Eukaryota; Fungi; Ascomycota; Dothideomycetes; Mycosphaerellales; Mycosphaerellaceae. Gene Ontology annotation, cellular component: nucleus. Gene Ontology annotation, molecular function: nucleic acid binding; exonuclease activity. The transcript has 2 exons. The record is from RefSeq and is a predicted model, not a curated record. The coding region runs from base 1 to 2280 and encodes 759 amino acids.
AUGCUGUACAAGACUUCCGGUCGCGUCUUGACUGCCGAAGAUGCGGUGGUUCGUCUUCAAUUGACGGCCGCCACAAUACCACUCUCGCGUCGGUCGCGUCAAAGCAAGAUGGACCGCCGGAAACGCUCGCGUGACGAGUUCGAGGGAGACAAUCUAAUGGGCAUCGGCGACACGGUUGCGCUACUUCGAGGCCCCGACGGAGGAGCCCAGAACCUGCCAAGCUCGCCAGAACAGCCUGAUGGCCAACAAACCAGCCAAGGCGACGGCGACAGCGAAGAGUGGCGGAAGGUCGAAAGCAGCAGAUCGAGAAAGCGCAAGAAGAAGGAGGAGAACCAGUAUCCCUCCAUCUCGCACUCACCUCACGCUCGCCUAAACUCAUAUGUCAAAAUCAAUGAUCUUCAGAACCUGGUCCUGUAUUUGCUUGCAGAUGGAACAGCUCCGCAGUGGUGUUCCAUCAAGAAUCAUGCUUCGGUCAAGAAGGUCGUCGCCCUUAUGGUUCCUGGGCUCGAGUCGGGUCAUUUUGAUGGCAGUUUGCCAUUGAGCACAGAGGGACCUUCCGACGAGACGACUGGAACAAGCAGCGACCAGCAAGAGGCAUCCCAGAACGAUGGUACCGAUGAUUGGACGCAAGUCAAUCAUGGCAGAAGCAGAGGCUCGCCAGACGACUUCUAUCCCACCAAGCUCGAUCAGAACCGCCUGCCCAGUCCCUUGCAGCCGUUGACAGAGGUAUUCGAGCACGUUUGGCCGGUCAAGACCCCGGGCGACGAUAAAUAUGCAAAGCUGCAUUCUCCUCUUGCCGCUAUGUUGAUCACCACUAUCGUCAAGCCGAAGGAAGACAAGCGAUCCAAAGGUCCACGGCCACCUGCAGCAAGCAAGACCUGGCAGAACCGGCGGACACCAGUAACAGAAUUAUUGGCCACGACAGAAGAACUCGAGGAAGAAGGCUACACAUUGCAUCCCGCGCAUUAUGUCGAUCCGUCUUCGGCAGCAUCAGAAGUUGCGCGCCGUGUCGCUGCAAACACCAGCACAGAUCAUGGAUGGGUCGACAUCCCGAACAUUCCAAAUCUCGAAGCAGGCGCCGUAGCAGAAGGUGAAAUACAGCAAGGCUCUGUCACUGUCGGCAGAAAGGUGCUAGCCAUGGACUGUGAAAUGUGCAUCACAUCACCCAAGGGCGUGACGCCGCAAGUGUUCAGUCUCACUCGGGUGUCGCUGGUUGAUUGGGACGGCCAGGUGGUACUUGACGAGCUUGUCAAACCCGAGAAUCCCAUUACAGACUACUUGACUGCCUACUCAGGUAUUACGCCGACAAUUUUGGAGAACGUCACGACUACCCUGGGAGACAUCCAGAAGGAGCUUUCCAGCAUCAUCACUCCACAAACCAUUUUGGUCGGCCAUUCCCUCAACAGUGACUUGAACGCCUUGCAAAUCACGCAUCCGUACAUCAUCGAUACCGCUCUCUUAUACCCACAUCCUCGAGGUCCACCGCUGAAGUCAUCUCUGAAAUGGCUAUGCCAGAAGUACCUUUCCAGGGAGAUCCAAAAGGGACAUGGCUCUACUGGUCAUAGCAGCGUGGAAGAUGCAAAGGCAGUCCUAGACCUUGUGAAACUGAAGACCGAGAAGGGCAAAGUCUGGGGUACGCCAGAGGCAGGUAGCGAAAGCAUCUUUAAACGUUUAUCUCGCUCGAUACGGCCCAAGCGGGACAAGGUUAAUGCUGCUGGAGAUGAUGAGCCUAAGGUAUCCGCUGUCGUUGACUGGGGCGAGCCUUCACGCGGCUACGGUCAACAAGCCAAGGUCACCUUUGGCUGUGAAAGUGAUGCAGAUGUGGUUAUUGGUAUCAAGCGUGCUCUAGAUGCCGAGGGUUACCAAGACCCAAAAGUACCAAAAGGGGGAUGCGAUUUUGUCUGGGCUCGCUUUAGGGAACUUGAAGCUCGUUGCGGAUGGUGGGAUCAGUCGAAACUGGUCGACAGUGAUGCGCUUCGUGCAUCCACAGUUGAUCGCGUUUCUGGAUUGUCGCUUGCUGCUGUUGUGAAGCAGACUUGCGAACGCAUUCGGGAAAUUUAUGAAGCCCUCACGCCAUGCACGGCAUUUGUUGUCUACAGCGGCUCGGGUGAUCCGACAGCUCUUCGGCAGAUGCAGGCCUUGAAUCACAAGUUUAAAGAGGAGUACAAAGUGAAGAAGUGGGACCAGCUCAGCGUCCAGUGGACUGACGUCGAAGAGCAGAAGCUGAGAAGAGCUUGCGAUACCGCUCGCAAAGGCAUCGCUUUCAUGGGCAUCAAGUAG